Molecule: messenger RNA, 255 nt
Organism: Perkinsus marinus ATCC 50983
Lineage: Eukaryota; Perkinsozoa; Perkinsida; Perkinsidae
Exons: 2
Coding region: 1-255 (84 amino acids)
Source: RefSeq, a predicted model, not a curated record
AUGAUCUUAUCGUUCACUCAGCGUAUUUCUGAUGAUAGCGUUUAUGUUGCUAUGGAAGCCGAGAAUCUCGACUCUAUGAUGAGAUCUCGCAGUUCUUAUGCUGGUCAAAGCAUAGCUAGAGCCUCAUUCAGUCUCAAACCAGUUAGUAUCAAUGGAGUGAUCGCUGGUAUCACUCAUACUGUUGGUCAAGUUAGAUUUGAUUACAUCGGUAACCUGAAGAAGGUUAACGCAGCAGUUGAUGUUGUUGAUCAGUAG